AUGUUGAUAUCGUAUUUCCUUGGCUUCUUCGGAGCUGCUCUGGCAGGAGGUGGCAGCACGAGUUAUAAGGGUUACUGGGAGUUUUCCGACUCCUCCCCUCAAUAUCCAUGCAUAGUGCUGGCAGCACAGAUUGACCUCUACCUCACUUACACCGACAGCACCGGGAAAGAGGUGGACACAGUCGUACAUGUACUGCCUAGCUCAACAGUAGAUCGAGAACACAGCUCAUGUGCCACCGUAUUAGCUGUACAAGAUCAAAGUAUUCCAAGUCAAGUGCUCCAAAUCAAUCUUGACCAUUAUCCUGGAUGGAAUAUUCGAUUUGCCUUUUCCAAGGAUGCACGUCUGAAAGCUGUCGAUCAGUUUAUACUGUAUCAAGUGAACGUUACCGCUGAUUACCCUGCCACCAAUACCCUUUUCACGAACGCUCCUGAUACAGUCUACGAUUACGUACAAGAAGUUGAUCUGAUGAACCCUUCCGAUGUUGCGGAUGCAGUCUUUGCCCAUUUGGGUCAUUCGCUCAGCUGCACUUCGGAGCAGAAAUUUUGGAUCAACAAAGAUCCAAAGCAGGGUCCUUUGGCAUCAUUCAAACUUUCGUAUCUGCAAGUGGAAGCAUACAAAGUUACGUCACAAGCAAAUGGCAAAUUUGAUCCAAACGAAACAUGUCCCCGUGAUCAACAUGCCACAGAUAUAGUGCCAGUAAUAGUUGGGAGCUGCUUGGCAGGACUUAUUGUUAUCACUCUUAUCACAUAUUUGAUCUAUCGAUGCCAACUACCUCGUGAAGUACUGGAGCUGACCAAUGGUCGUUCGUGGUCCAUGUCCGAAGCAAGUGUUGGUGAUCAUGACGUUGCUGUAAUUAGCACACGAUCAAUUGGGAUGAAUAAUGAUUGA
Messenger RNA from Cylicocyclus nassatus, 888 nucleotides. Lineage: Eukaryota; Metazoa; Nematoda; Chromadorea; Rhabditida; Strongylidae. The record is from the annotation of a GenBank genome assembly.